Molecule: messenger RNA, 2818 nt
Organism: Daphnia magna
Lineage: Eukaryota; Metazoa; Arthropoda; Branchiopoda; Diplostraca; Daphniidae
Product: eukaryotic translation initiation factor 4B
Molecular function (GO): RNA binding
Source: RefSeq, a predicted model, not a curated record
AAAAAAACAAAUGAACAAAUGUAUCGUUCAUCGAUUAUCAUUCUAAAGCAUCAAUGACUAAGCUCAUGCGUGAUCGAUUCGUCUUCCUCAUUGCAUUUCAGAAACAUGGCUGCUUCCGCCAAGAAAGGGAAGAAAUCCAAGGGGAAAGUUGUGUCUUUGAGUGAGUUCCUCUCUGAAGACCAUGGAGGUUCCAGGUCUGGAGAAGCUGUCGUUAUGGCACCAUCGAAAAGCAGCUGGGCUGAUGAAAUGGAAGAUGAAGGCAAUUUUUAAGGAGAAGCUGCUGUUACCCACAGCACCAAGAGCUGCAAGAGGUUCGGACAUCGACGAGUCUAGGAUACCCAACAAUGCUCCAUACACAGCUUAUAUAGCUAAUCUACCUUAUGAUAUUGAAGUUGAAGAUGUGUCCAAGUUCUUCCAUGGACUAUCGGUUAAAUCUGUCCGUUUGCCAAGAGAAGGUGGAGAUGGUGGCAGACUGAGAGGCUUUGGCUACGCGGAAUUCGAAACUAGGCAGGAUUUGGUCGACGCCCUAACGAUGAACGAAUUGAUGAUUAAGAACCGAAAAAUCCGUGUAGACAUUGCUAGUGGUGCGGAUGGUGAACAAGAGCAGGGCGUCGGAGGUAUGGGAAGAGGUCGUGGCCGUCCCUCCCGCAAUGACGAGGAAAGGGAAGAUCGAACUCCAUCUGAUUGGCGUAAUGCACCACGAGAGGCACCUCCGCCAGGCCAAGAUCGUGGAGGCUUUAGGGGAGGUGAUAGAGGUGGUGGAGACAGGAUGGAUCGAGAACCUGCGGGAGAACGGUAUUCGUCUUCAUUCAAUCCAAGGGAACGUGCCCCUGGUGCUGGCCUUUCGUCUGAAAGGAGUUCGUUUGGUCCAAGAAGAGACGGGCCGUCCAGUUCAUUCGGUGGUCGCGAUGGUCCGUCAAGCUCAUAUGGCGGACGUGACCGUGAUGGUCCCUCCUCGUAUGGCCGUGAUAGAGAAGGUGGAUCAUCGUCCUUUGGUCGUGACAGAGAAGGUGGAUCAUCGUCCUUUGGUCGUGACAGAGAAGGUGGAUCAUCGUCCUUUGGUCGUGACAGAGAAGGUGGAUCAUCGUCCUUUGGCCGUGACAGAGAAGGUGGAUCAUCGUCUUUUGGUCGUGACAGAGACGGCCCAUCAUCGUUUAGUCGCGGUCGGGACGGUCCUUCCUCUUUUGGUCGUGAUAGAGAAGGUGCCUCUUUCAACCGAGAUGAAAUGAGAAGUGAACGCCCAAGCGCCGGAGAAGCGGGUAAGGAAAGACCAAAGUUGUCCCUGAAACCUCGAACAGUCCCGUUGGAGGAAGGUGGUGGUCCCGUUGCCGAAGCCUCAUCAGUGGUUGCGGCACCCGUUGAGCGACCAGAUGCUGCUGUUACGACUAGCGCAUCCAUUUUCGGUGCAGCCAAACCAGUCGAUACGGCGGCCCGCGAGCGCGCAAUUGAAGAACGUCUCAAAGAAAAACAAAUGAAGGAACGAGAACCACCUAUUCGUGGACGAGAGACUGAUCGCCAAGAUGACAGAAAUCAACGUGAUGGAUCCCAUUGCAGCGGUGGCCGUUCGUCUGAACGUCCCAGUGGAGGGCGCGGGCGCUCUAGCGAGGGAGAAAAAACAGAUGAUCGGCGAGACUAUCGUAACGAAGGCGAUCAAGACCACCGACGUCCACGCGAUGGACCUGGUUACUCAGGAGAUUCGAGGCCAGCACCCAGAGAGGGUGACUACCGACCGCCGCAAAGGUCAACAGCCAAUUCGAAUGAAUAUCGGCCCCCAGUUGGGGGUAGGGGGAGCAGCGGAGGAGGAGGCAAUGAGUAUCGUCCACCACGACCAAGUGGAGGUGCCGGUCGUGACAGCGAUCGUGAUUAUCGUGGACCAGCUCCUGCCAGAGAAGGCGAUUAUCGACCACCGAGAGGUGACGAUUCCCGAAGAGAGAAUGGCUUAUCCCGCGGCGGAGGAGGAGCCGGAACUUAUCGUCCUCCCAAUGGAUCGUCCCGUGGAACUGGUCCCAAUGACAGUAGCAGGACGCGUAGCCGAGAUGAUAAUGAAGGAGAUCGACGCCAAGCUGCUUCAUAUGGUAAUGAAUCCGACGAAGCUGCCCGACUUCGAAGAUUGGAGGAGCCCAAAGCACCCGUAUUUGAAAACCGCAACAAGUUUGCCUUCCUGCGCGCAGAAGAUGAAGGUGCUGAUGAAUCAGACAGUCGAGACGAUUAAAAGAAGAAUAUCAGCAAGCAAAAUAAAAAGAAAAGAUCAGUUGAAUGACUACACCAGAAAAAGAAAAAAAAAACGCAAAACAACUAGAAUAACGACGCAAUUUUUUAGCACUAUUUUUGUAAUUCUUCUUACAAUCUCCCCCCUUCUCUAUUUUCCGGGAGCGCUUUUCUUUCUCUCGUCUCCUGUCAAAAAGGCAGUUUUCCAACUUUUCUCACCUGGCGUUUGAAAACAAAUCUUUAUCGACUGUGUGUUUUUCCCUCGUUCCGAUCAGACAACGGAGUUGGGAAAAAAUUAAAAAAAAAAAUCUAAUCUUUUGGGAAAAGACGAGAGAAUAAAAACAAGAAGGAACCAAUUUUUAUUUGGGAGGGGGUGGAUUAUUAAUUUCAUUUUGUGAGUUGUUGACAUUUGCUCGAAAACGAGAAAGUAAAGAAAGUCGUGUGUGAAAAAGGUAGGUUGAUUGUUUGUAUGUUUUCUAACAAUGGAAAGAAUGAGAAGAAAUUAAAGAAAAGCAAAUUUUUUGUUCUCUGAGAAAACCAAACAAAAGAGAUCCAAAAUGGUGACGACGUGUUUCGAGAUAAAAAUACAAAUGAGCCAUUCGAAUAAUUA